Molecule: messenger RNA, 1668 nt
Organism: Lathyrus oleraceus (garden pea)
Lineage: Eukaryota; Viridiplantae; Streptophyta; Magnoliopsida; Fabales; Fabaceae
Exons: 3
Coding region: 1-1668 (555 amino acids)
Biological process (GO): proteolysis
Molecular function (GO): aspartic-type endopeptidase activity
Source: RefSeq, a predicted model, not a curated record
AUGACUGGGAUAUUUGUGGACACCUUGAAGGACCCAUUCUUUGAUCGAUUAGUAAGUAGUGUAGCAUCUGACUUUGCACAUCUAGUUACGAUUGGAGACCGCAUAGAGAAGGGGUUGAGGGAUGGAAAUAUUCCUGGAGCAGUAACAACAUCUAGUGCACCAAAGAAAUAUUUUGGAGGCUUCCCAAGGAAAAGAGAAGAUGAAACAAACGCCAUAUCCAGGAACUAUAAAGGGAAGCAACAAGCUUCAUAUGGUCAAGUCGCCGCCGUGGUACCCAUACCCUAUCAACAGCCAAUACAGCAACAACAAAUAUAUCAACCGCAACAUCAACAACAUCAUCAUCAACAAAAUACCACACCACCAAGACAGUUCAAGCCAAGACCUCCAAGAAGACAACUUGAUCCUCUACCAGUACCUUAUAGUCAGAUAUUCCCAUAUCUGCAGAAGGAGGGCCUUCUAACAUUGAGGGAGUUAAAACCAGCUGUUUUUCCGUAUCCACCUGGAUACGACGCUAAUGCCCAUUGUGAAUUUCACAUGGGAGCACCUGGAGCACAAUUUCUAAAGAGUGGUCUGAUCCUGGAAGAGCUGGUUGAGGAAGAGAAUAAUGAAGAGUUGAGGAGUUUUAUACAACAAAUGCUGGAUCGAGGCGAGUUACAGAUAACUUACCGUGUCAAGAGCAAGCGCCAAGAAGAGAUAGCCGUGGUAGAUAUCCCCUAUGAUGAUGUCAAAGUAGAAAUACCUAUAAGCCCGUUGGUGAUAGAGUUCCCAGCACCAUUCGAAUAUAAAGAUGAGAAGGCAGUCCCAUGGAUAUAUCAGCCCAGAGCUUUUAAGCAGGGGCAGGAAGAUAAACCUCUAAUGAUUAACGAACCAAAUGUAACUUCAAUUGUGGACCCAGCAGGAAUGACGCACAGCGGCCGAGUGUUCGCACCAAGAACUGCUGAUACUUCUGAGAGAGCUAAAGGGAAGGAGGCUGCUGUCCAGAUCCCCAUUCCUAAUCAAAAGAUGCAAGACAUGCACCUUUCUCCUAAAGCUGGUGUCACUCGUGAGGAUGCUGAGGAGUUUCUGAGAAUAAUCAAGAAAAGCGAUUACAAGGUGGUGGACCAGCUAAACCAAACACCUUCCAAAACUUCCAUGUUAUCUCUUCUACUUAACUCCGAAGCACACAGGAAUUUGUUGUUGAAGGUAUUGAGCGCCGCUCAUAUCACCAAGGACAUAACAAUAGAACAGUUUGAUGACGUGAUAACUUUAGUAACUACUGGAAAUUUCUUGGGUUUUAAUGAUGAUGAACUACCGGUUGAAGGAAAGAACCAUAACAAGGCUCUCCGCAUCUCUUUGAAAUGCAUGGAUACUAUACUGUCAAGGGUGUUGGUAGACACAGGUUCCUCAUUGAAUGUCAUGCCAAAAACAACUUUGAUAAAACUGCCAGUGGAAAGGAUAAGUAUGGAGCCCAGCACCCUAAUCGUAAAAGCCUUUGACGGUUCAAGGCGGGCAGUGAUAGGAGAGGUUGACUUACCAACCAAGAUGGGUCCAACUAUUUUUAACAUCACAUUCCAGGGAGCUAAAGUUGUUAUGGAAAGUGAAGAUGCACAAGAUUGGGGCAAAGUGGUGGAAUGGAAAGAGAAACGAGACAAGUUUGGCUUGGGAUAUGACCCGUCAUCACACAUGUAG